AUGAACUCUGUUCUACAUGUGCAUUUGGUAGUACUGGCACUGGUCAUCGUCACUCCCGUGGUGUAUUCCGCGAAGGGUGUUGCAAUUGACGAGUUUUGUUUGUCCGAUGAGGAACGCCCUGCUUGGAAUCGCAGUCUUCACUAUAACAAUGAGCCCUUCGUCCUGAGCAUUGAAGUUAGCGACAGACCCUCGCAUUGGAUUAUUAACUACAUAUUCGAAAUCCUCGUUCGUGAACGCCUGGGUUACAACAAAAUUAGAUUUGUCCACUCAAAUUGGGAUUCUACAGCGGAAACAGUUUCGCGUGUUAAUUGUGCUAAACAUGGGUACGUUCCUGCUAAUUUUCCACAGGAUUUUGGCCCACGUUUUAUAAUACCGAACCAUUUUCAUUCAUUUCCACUGUCAUUGUAA
Dibothriocephalus latus is the source of this 408-nucleotide messenger RNA. The record is from the annotation of a GenBank genome assembly. Lineage: Eukaryota; Metazoa; Platyhelminthes; Cestoda; Diphyllobothriidea; Diphyllobothriidae.